CRGAAUGUUAGCUGGAGACAGGCACCAGCACCUCCUGACCCCACUAGGGACAAGGGUGUAAGAAAAUGGAUGGAUGCCUUGUACCAGGAUUCAGCUUGAAAAUGAGCCCAUGUCUCCCGUGUCUCUUCUACUCCGUGCCUCAGGAGAAGGGGGGUUAAAAAUCGCCUGCCAGGGCACGCCCAUCACUAGCGCUGUGGUUUUUACACCUGCCUCACCAACCCUGCCACUUUGAGCUCAGACCUCCAGGGACUGCUUCACCUGCAGCCAGCACCGACCGCUUCCUCCGAGGCGUACCGCCGGCCGACGCUGCGGACAGGUGUCCAACAUGAGCGCCGACGGCCGCUGACUGCAGCCCGCCUCCAUCCGACCAACUCUCUCUGCGGCGGAGGGGAAGCGGCGAGUGUUUUCCCCGCGCCGCCGCGGGGGGACGUGCGCUAAGUAACGGAGGACACAAACAUGCAAUAGGCGGCAUCCAGGUCCGCCGCUACGCCAGAGCGCUCCCACCGGACCUCCGUGUAYCUGCUGAACUUUACCCCUCCCACCCCUCCGCUCCUGACGCGAUGGCAGCCGCGACUCUCGGGGAAGUUGGAGGCGUCCUGCACGGCAUCGACGGCGUCGUUCACGUCGGCUCCCAUUUCGUCCUCACGCCUCCCGGGGACGGGCCGACUCUGCUGGGGGAGCACCACCUCGCCCCCGGGGACAGGCGGUACCUGCCGACCACGCCGGAUCUGAAGCACUUAAAGGGCAUUCUGAGGAGGCGGCAGCUGUACUGCAGGACGGGGUUUCAUCUGGAAAUACUUCCGGACGGCACGGUGCAGGGGACCAGAAAGGACCACAGUCGCCAUGGUAUUUUGGAAUUCAUAAGCCUUGCUGUGGGACUGAUAAGCAUAAAAGGAGUGGACAGCGGRCUGUACCUGGGGAUGAACGACAAAGGGGAGCUCUAUGGCUCUGAAAAACUGACAGCCGAAUGCGUCUUCAGGGAGCAGUUCGAGGAAAACUGGUACAACACCUACUCGUCCAACCUCUACAAACACGGAGAGAAAGGGACGCGUUACUUUGUGGCUUUAAACAAAGACGGGACUCCAAGGGACGGGACGAAAUCCCGACGGCACCAGAAAUUCACACACUUCCUGCCCAGGCCCGUGGACCCAGAGAGAGUGCCAGAACUGUAUAAGGAUAUCCUGGGACACAGUUGAGACGCCAAAGUCCCUGAUCGGGGAGUAGCUGCUUUAACGCCCCUGUUCAGCAGGGCGCAAAAUAAAACAAAACAAAAAAAAAAA
Molecule: messenger RNA, 1280 nt
Organism: Poecilia reticulata (guppy)
Lineage: Eukaryota; Metazoa; Chordata; Actinopteri; Cyprinodontiformes; Poeciliidae
Gene: fgf20b
Product: fibroblast growth factor 20b
Molecular function (GO): growth factor activity
Source: RefSeq, a predicted model, not a curated record